UAAACCUUUUCAUUAUUCUUUAGCUCUCAUUCAAAUACUGUGCCUUCACGCUAAUCCUGAUCUAAAUGCUUUAAGAUAUUUUGUACUCAGUAUAUCGUUUGAGAAGAUCGAAAAUGUGGCGCAAUGCUUUACUUGUUGUGAAUCUAUGUGUUUUUGGCUUUGUUGCUGGCAAAAGCUUUCCAGAGGUGAAUGGUGGAUGGCACAUCCACGUGACACUACACGUGUUUUCCGGUCGGGCAGAUCCCACGUGGACAAUUCCAUACAGUCACGUGGACUACAAAGAAAUCAUUCAGCUUAUGGACACGAAACCUGACAGCCGUCUUUUUAGCAGGCUUGGUUACAAGGGAUUUACAUUGGUGCAUGUGCCGCCGGGACAUUUUGUCACUUCCGGUUCUCAUUACAAUGCAACAGUGACGUCAUAUCCUGAGUUAGAAAUGAAAAUUCUUAUGACGUCACUUGAGAAAAAAGAAGAAAGUGGGGUUGACGAAUACAUAAUUGACCAUACAAAACAAGCGAUAUUAGAGUCACGAAGACAUCGUCGAAGUUCCAACAAUCUUUAUGAUUCCCUUUACCCGGACUACGGUUACGGUGACCUACUUUUCCGCCCGUCCACCGCAGACCCCCUCAACCUCCUGACGGACAACGAUAUGUACAAGCUGAUCAAGCUUCUUGGGGACGAUAAACGUCUAUUGAAUAAAUCGACCACACCCCCGCCAAGCGGCCCAACCCAGUUUGAUCCUCUCAAGUGGAACAAGUACUUUGUGAAGGACCAUAACAAUUGUUAUAACUACGCCAACAACAAAAUAACGGACACGUUUGCUCAGCCAGGACGUGCCGGAAGUUGCGAAAUUGGCACACACCCUACCGGAAAUGACUUCAAGCGGGCCGCUCUAUGUGACGGUCUUAAAGAAAUACUGACCCCUAGAGAUGUGCCCGUUCCUGACAGUGGUUGGAACCUUGUUGCUCUCGUGUUCUGGCCGCCAAAACCAGGAAGCAUGCUGUUCGACUUUCAUUGGUAUAGAUUGGAUGGCAAUUCCCGAUGGUCGCAUAAGCCUGGCCGAACUGUAGCUACGAAUGUGGACGACAGCAAGAAAGCAAUCAGAGACCCGCGAACUGCCGACAGAGGACCAUACACCGAGUUCGUUGCCUUCUUAGAGACUCGCCAAGAUAAAGUGCUCCUAAUCUAACAGAAAAAUCCACCUGAAGCCCUCGGACAUUAUACGGAUUCAAUUAAGCUGAGAAAUAGCACAUGGACAUAAAUUGAUUGGUUUACAGAAAUAUUGGACAAAUAUAAACCAAUCACAAAACAGAAUUACGUCUUUUACCUACAAUAUGACAGUAAAUGAGAUAAUAUCGGAUAGAAAGUGGUAACUUAUUGUCAGGAUUAUGCAAUUAUGGCUAAUAUUAAAUCGAUACCAAUAAACAACUAGAUAUUUUUUAUUAAACCUGCAUUCUCACAGAUUUACCAUUUUUACGACUUUUAUUUUUUGUCUUGGAAAGAACAAAUUUUUGCGUAAAUAUCUGCGAACCAAAGAUAUAAGAUUGCUGACAUAAAAUCAAAUCGCAGAUAUUCAUAUUUCCGUUCGAAAAUUAAUGUUUUGAACUUAAAUAUAAAAACCUGCGAUCUAAUUGUUUUUGACAGCAGUCUUAUUUAUCUGGUUUCCAUGGAUUUUCGCAAAUUUUGGCUCUUUCCAAGCCAAAAAUAAAGAAGUUGACAAAACGUUUAAUCUGUAAGAGUGCAGUUCUAAGUAAAGAUAGUAUAAGUUGUUUGCAGUUGGCUGCAGUUGCUCAAAUCUUGGAUAGUUUAUUCAAUUGGACAGGCAAAAUAAUUUCAUUCAAAUUGUGUGUGUUAGGAAAUGCAAAAUAAGUUGUCAUGUAUUUAGUAUCGUAUUUGUGUUGUUUGGAUUCCAUUUAGUUACGCUUGAUUGUGAGAAUAGCUGAAAGCUGCCAGGAAUCGCUUUAAAUUCCGUUUCCUGGGAUAAAAUCAGUACCGAUAUUCGUUUUUAGAAGUUACGUGAGAGCACCUCGGUUUUGUAGGGGGGGGGGGGGUAUAAAGUUGUAUGAAUUGUUAAAUAAUGUACUGAAAUUUGAGGAACAAGCAAAUUGCCAAUAUACACGAAAACUUAUUGAUUAUAAGGUAGACUCUUGGAUGAGACUAAGACUAAGGAUGAUAAACCGAUUCAAGGGAAAUAGUGCAUACUGUUAUAUAUUUCAUGCUUUCCGUAUGCUUUUAGAAAUUCCAAAUUGAAAUAAAUCUGAUGUUUCUCUUUUUUAAAACAGUGGAAAAACAUUUUAAAACAGUGAAAUAACAUUUUGAUAGUUCACUGUUUUAAAAAAGGAGUUACUUUUUCCUGAUUUGUCUCCCUGUUGUUUUUUUUAAAUUAAACUUUAAUUACCUUUCCUCCCCUGGUGGUAAACUUAUAAAAUACUAGAAAAUAAAACUUUUUUUUCCCACCUAAACGUAGUAGCUGUCUGACCUUCUCAAAUGAGCUGUGAUAAUCGGCACACCUUUCAGUAGCGUUCGUUCAGGGGGAAAUGUCAUGAUCAAUCCGAAGAUAAAACUACGCUGCCAAAAACACGCAAAUAUUUAUGUGAAAAAGAUGCUUUAUGCACACCAAUUAUUUCACAAAAAUCCGAGAAGCUAGAUAUCAUUAAAUAAUUAUUGCAAAGCAAACAAGUUUUUCGGUCAUCAGAAAGUCGCCAUUCGCUAGUCUGAGUCUUUCAGUUCGAUCACACCCAAUCCGACAAAUACAAACUAUUCCUGACGUACAACUUUUCUCAAUAUUGAAAUGUUACAUGUUUUUAAUAAAUUAAAAAGAACAACAA
Messenger RNA from Mya arenaria, 2826 nucleotides. RefSeq lists its product as uncharacterized. Bases 114 to 1187 code for a protein of 357 amino acids. The transcript has 6 exons. NCBI's taxonomy places the organism in Eukaryota, Metazoa, Mollusca, Bivalvia, Myida, Myidae. The record is from RefSeq and is a predicted model, not a curated record.